Molecule: messenger RNA, 306 nt
Organism: Mesorhabditis spiculigera
Lineage: Eukaryota; Metazoa; Nematoda; Chromadorea; Rhabditida; Rhabditidae
Source: the annotation of a GenBank genome assembly
AUGAGCACGGAAUUCACCGUUGUCGAGGAGGCCACCCGCCCGGGGGUGAUUGUGAGCGCCCAGGACGGGUGGAAGCUGUACCAAAACCAUGUCAAUUCGAUGAACCUUGCUUGGCAAAUGUCGCAAACAUACCUGACGAGCUGCACUCUGAAUGCGUGGGAAGCGACGGACUAUCAGUUUAGGAUGCGCUAUGUUGCGGCUGCUUCCGGCGUCCCUCCCAACGCGUUCACCCCGGAAGUGCUAGCCGCCGCUGCCGCCUUUCACGGCCAGCCGCCCUUCCAGCCAUUCUGGAAUCCAUUCGGUGGG